Penicillium salamii is the source of this 1284-nucleotide messenger RNA. Lineage: Eukaryota; Fungi; Ascomycota; Eurotiomycetes; Eurotiales; Aspergillaceae. The record is from the annotation of a GenBank genome assembly.
AUGGCCACAGCCAGUGGAACCCACAGAGUCCAGUUGGGCAGUUUGAACAAUCGCGCGGAUCUUUUUGGUGGUCCCAAUGUCGCUGUUCCUCCCAAGCAAUUCAUGGCUUCACCUUCACAUAUUUCCAAACAAUCUGAUGAGGUGUGCUACGAACAAUCUUCAUCUAACGAGUCCACACCAAUCAACACCCCAAUGCACCACCCUCCACCCGUCACCACUGAUGACUUUGCGCUGGCUUUCGACAUCGAUGGCGUCCUCAUGAAGGGCGGGCAACCCAUCCCUGAGGCCGUCGAUGCUAUGAAGUACAUCAAUGGUGAAAAUCCCUACGGAGUCAAAGUUCCAUAUAUUUUCUUGACCAACGGUGGCGGCAAGACUGAAAAAGAGCGAUGCCUCGAUCUUAGCCGCCAACUCGAACUGGAUGUUGACCCCGGUCAGUUCAUUUGCGGCCACACGCCCAUGCGCGAAAUGGCAGAGCGUUACGGCACUGUCCUAGUCGUCGGUGGCGAGGGCGAGAAAUGCCGUGUUGUGGCCGAGGGAUACGGGUUCAAGGAUGUGAUCACACCAGGAGAUAUCAUCAAGACCCGACAUGAUACCACACCCUUCCGUACAUUGACCGACGAGGAACAUGACAACUCACGACUGCUGGACUUGGACAACUUUCAAAUCGAAGCAAUCUUUGUUUUUGCGGACAGUCGCGACUGGGCUGGCGACCAGCAGAUUAUUCUAGACUGUCUCAUGACAAAAGACGGGUGGUUGAACACCCGGUCGCAAACAUUUACCGAGGGACCUCCGGUCUUCUUCUCGCACACCGAUGUUGUCUGGUCUACAUCUCAUGACUAUUCGCGUCUUGGAAUGGGAGCAUUGCGCGCUUCCCUCGAGGCCGUGUACUCUGCUAUCACCGGAAAGGACUUGAACACCAUCGCUUUUGGCAAGCCUCAAAUUGGAACAUACCAAUUUGCGACCCGACUCUUGCAACAGUGGCGCAAGGAAUCUUGCGAUAUCGACCGAUCACCAUCAACUGUGUACUUUAUUGGUGAUACGCCGGAGUCUGACAUUCGCGGUACGAACGAGUUCAACGAGACUACGGACAACGAUUGGUACUCCAUUUUGGUCAAGACAGGUGUCUACCAGGAUGGAGACAAGCCGCGCUUCCCACCUAGAAAGACGGUUGACACAGUUCUGGAUGCUGUCAAGUUCGCAUUCGAGCGUGAACACAAGAAGACUGCCAAGGGCGAGAUUGUCUCCGAGCUCGACUAUGAUACCAGCCAGCAAGUUCCCAACUGA